ACUUAUUUCCUACUCACCAGAUUGUUCACUAAACACAAACCAGGAAGUCAAAGAACCCCAUCUACCAGUAGUACCACCAAAGACUUAUUAUUCAGCAGAUCAUUGGGAAUUAGUGAAAACAUGAAACCCAUGUCUCCCAUCACUACUAUUCUGUGCCUAAUCCUCUUGUUUCUCCUCUCCUUUGCAACCCCAUCUCCAUCUCAUGACUCCAUCACGGCGUACGAAGUUCUUGAAGAAUAUGACUUCCCGGUGGGCAUUCUUCCCAAGGGCGUCUUAGGCUACGAACUGGAUAGUUCCACAGGUAAAUUCUCUGUGUAUCUGAAUGGCUCUUGCACUUUUUCCAUUGAUUCUUACGAGUUGAAGUACAAGUCCACCGUCACGGGUGUCAUAGCCAAAGACAAGAUCUCCAGUUUGAGUGGCAUCAAAGUUAAGGUGCUCUUCCUAUGGCUCAGCAUUGUGAGCGUCACUCGGGAAGACGAUGAGCUGGCAUUCUCAGUCGGAAUCGCCUCGGCGGAUUUUCCGGUCAGUAAUUUCACUGAGAGCCCGACCUGUGGAUGUGGCUUUGAUUGUGCGACGAGUGGUGAAGGAAUUAGGAAGAUUAAUAAGCCCUUGAUUAGUGAUAUUCUGUACUCUUCUUAAAUCAGAUUUGCUUUUUGAAACUAAUAAAAUGGCUGUAACAAUAUUUAGUUCUAUAUUGGAGAAUUAGCAAUGACUUUGCUGGCAAUCCUCCCAGGGAAGAUGCAAUGACUUGUCUUUAA
Molecule: messenger RNA, 758 nt
Organism: Juglans microcarpa x Juglans regia
Lineage: Eukaryota; Viridiplantae; Streptophyta; Magnoliopsida; Fagales; Juglandaceae
Exons: 1
Coding region: 121-639 (172 amino acids)
Source: RefSeq, a predicted model, not a curated record